AUGGCUCUAGUGACCGCAAUAGUGGCUGAAGUCCCAAACCACCAUACGCAGACGAUAUCAGAUAUAUCCAUCACGAUACCCAUCCAAGUCCGAGAUCCUAGCGGACUCGCUGCAUUUUUAAUAUCAUGCCAACCUUCAAACACAGGGUGGAAACAACCCUUGGGACGAAAUUUACAACAACAUCACAAGCCAAAAGAGAUUGAGAUCCUGGCCAUGUCAUUAUCCCGUCCCGUCUUACUUUUUAUUCCGAAAUUGAAGGAGUCGGAUAACUGGCUUGUGGGCAUCCGCGUCAGGGUGGGAGAUUUCGAAUUUGAUGCAAUAAUGGACAAAGGUCCAAAACAACCAGCCUUUCAGGUCCCCUGCGGCCCUACGAGUGUUCUUUCUAAGGCUUGCUUGCGAUUUCACUCCCUCUACACUCUGCUCUCCGUCUGUGGGAUUUCUCACUCUGUGUUGGAUACCUCAGCUAUUCCUCUUUUCGCUAAUAUCUUCGCUUUCAUUUCACUCCCUGCUUUUCCAGACCUCGCCGGCAUCUCUUCCCGAUUUCUCAAAUCGGUUUCCACGGAGAAGCAGAAAGGGCAAAGACGUGGAAGUAGUAUAGAACACAUGCCCUUCACACAAGAGAGUAUCAUCACAUACGAAGUACACAUUAAGAGCAAAGGCGAGGUGGGAGGGGGGCAGAGGAGAGUUGGGUGGGGAGAGAUUUGA
Molecule: messenger RNA, 705 nt
Organism: Paracoccidioides brasiliensis Pb18
Exons: 4
Coding region: 1-705 (234 amino acids)
Source: RefSeq, a predicted model, not a curated record